UCGAUGCACCAGAGAAUCGGGAGGAAAAACAGGACGGCGAUGGGACAACUGUUCUCACUGUCACAUUUAGCACAUAUUAAGGGUAACGUCAGCUCCGAUCAAGUGGCAUUACGCAGAGCGUGAAAGAUCUUCCCUCUUUUUACCCGUAGAACCGAUCGAUAAAGUUUCGGUGCUACAAAAGUUCCGUCCGUGGCGCAGAAAUAAGAGCUGAGUGCGCGGGGCAGACUGCCGAUGAAACGGACAUGGAAGACUUCGGCUCAGCGCUGGAGAAAAACGUGGCGGAUUUAACUGUAAUGGACGUCUACGACAUCGCCGCGGUCGUGGGGCAGGAGUUCGAGCGGAUCAUAGAUCAGUACGGCUGCGAAGCUUUGUCGCGACUCAUGCCCAAAGUGGUCCGGGUCCUGGAAAUCCUGGAGGUCCUGGUUAGCCGCAGUAGCAUCAAUCCCGAGACCGACGAGCUGCGCCUGGAGCUGGACAGACUGCGGUUGGAGCGCACGGACCGCCUGGAGAAGGAGAAGAAGCACAUAAAGGAACUGGAGUUGGUCGAGGAUGUGUGGCGGGGUGAAGCCCAAGAUUUGUUGUCCCAGAUUGCCCAGCUGCAAGAAGAAAACAAGACCCUCCUCAGCAACCUGUCAAUCAAGGACUGUCCAAUGACAGAGGAGGAUAUUCAGAGGCAGGAAGGUAUGUCAGAGAGGGAGAGGCAAGUGAUGAUGAAGCUGAAGGAGGUAGUGGAUAAACAGAGGGACGAGAUCCGUGCUAAGGACCGGGAGCUGACCCUGAAGAACGAGGACAUCGAAGCGCUCCAGCAGCAGCAGAGCCGGCUGAUGAAGAUCAACCACGACCUGCGGCACAAGAUCACGGUGGUGGAGGCACAGGGCAAGGCACUGAUCGAGCAGAAGGUGGAGCUAGAGGCCUUCGCCCAGGCCCGGCAACAGGAGCUGGCCAGCCUGCGGCAGGAAGUGACACGGCUUGGGGAGCGGCUCCGGGCCGAGGGUGCCGGGGCCGAGGAACCAACGGCACCGCCGUCACCCGCGCAGGGUUUGCUUUCUGGGCCAUCUCUGUCCAGACAGCAACCUCUGUCUCCCACGCCAUGUGACCGGCGAGCCCAUCCACCUGAGAAUGAGGAAGACGAUGAGGCACUGGAGGAGGAAGAGGCUGUGUUGUUAUGGGAGGCGCUGUCUGAAGAGGAGGGGGGUCUGGAUCCAAAAGACCCAAAUCGGCCGCGCUUUACCCUGCAAGAGCUGCGAGAUGUUCUCCAUGAGAGAAAUGAACUCAAGGCCAAAGUCUUCAUGCUGCAGGAGGAAAUGGCGUAUUACAAGAGCGAAGAGCAUGAAGAGGAAACAGAUCCACCCACUCCAGACAACACCCAUGCUCUUAGACCCUGCCCACGAGCUGGUGCUCAGCCAGAGUCUGGCAUAAAGCGCUUGUUUAGCUUCUUCUCCCGGGACAAGAGGCGGAGCUCUCCGAGGAGCGGGGCACAGCUUGACGACGGCAUUGGCUCCUGGGCCGGCAAGGACGACGCCUACACAGAGCAGGCCCAGGAGGCUUUGCAGCACAUGUAACCCACUGAUCUCUAAUCUCCACCGCAUGACAAGCCUCACUCACACCCCCAUUACACCCAACAGCUGCGCCAUUAGUGGAUCAUGUCACAACUCACAAAGGGACAGAGAACAAUGGGACAGUUUAGACUGAAAUAUGGUUGUUCAACAUUCAACCGCGACGUAUCCCAAAGGGAAUGGGAUGGCAGGCGUUAUUUCACUUUUUUUGUGUGCCUCGUUAGAAUAUUAUAUCGGAAUACUAAAUUACCAUGUUACUGUAAAUAGAGCAUGUUGAAUAAUAGAACACUUGCGACAGAUGUUUGGUGAGAUACACAGUCAGAAGGGCUGGGCAAGUCAGACCAUGUCGAUGUGCCUUGAGAUUGGACGGUGAGAAUGAAUGACAUUCUUAAGUUCAGACUAAAUUAUAUCAUGUAGUGGCCAAUGGAAAGUCACUUGCCCGCAAUUAAAUAAAAUCUGUUUUUAUUGCCAGCUGCCAUGCCCACAGAAGGAUGGUACCUUGCCAGUACAGUGUGACAUUUCCUGAUGUUUCCUUGCCCACAUGUGAAAAGUGAUGACAUUUUUUGCACAGUAAUGUUGCCACAUUAAAAUGAAGUGAACAGAUGCUGAAGGUGCAGGACUCUGAGUGGAGAUGUAGAGUCUGGGAUUAUGGCCCAGUGCCGCCACAGAGUCCUCUUUAAAGACGUCGUGACCUGCCCAGAGGUCAUCAGCCAGUGUCCUCCAGCCGUUCUGCAUGUUCGCCAACUCCCUGGUGCCUUCACUGGUUAGAACAGCUGUUGAAGCACCAAGAUGCCAGUUCAGCUUGGGCAAGACACACUGGUAGAAACAGCCUUGUGGGUUUGGACUCCGUUACUGCUUUUUUUUAUAGUGUUUCUAAAAGUAUUAUUGUUCAGUGUGGUUAAAAAAACCUUUCACAGUUUGGAAAUGCUAAAAGAUACUGUACUACAGAAACAUAUUAAAGGAAAAAAUCUUAAGCAAAAAAUCUCUCAGUGCAAAGGGGAAUGUUUCAUAAUUUAAUCUCAUUGCCCAUUAAAGUAUUUUAUACAGUG
This is a messenger RNA of Electrophorus electricus (electric eel), 2605 nucleotides long. It is a transcript of the gene rilpl1, whose product is annotated as Rab interacting lysosomal protein-like 1. Gene Ontology annotation, biological process: cilium assembly. Gene Ontology annotation, molecular function: dynein light intermediate chain binding; small GTPase binding; protein dimerization activity. Lineage: Eukaryota; Metazoa; Chordata; Actinopteri; Gymnotiformes; Gymnotidae. The record is from RefSeq and is a predicted model, not a curated record. Gene Ontology annotation, cellular component: cytoplasm; ciliary basal body.